AUGGGAACCCCAACCCUCACGGUUUUCCAGGGCUCCUGUGUGAAUUCAGCAGGGCCUGAGACAGGAAGUCCCGGACCUAGGGCCCCUGUGCUGCAGCAGCUGGACCAGGAGCAGCUUCUCCUGCAGAACCGCCUGGUGCAGCUGCUCAGCCUUGGAACCCAGGUGGCGGUGAGAUUGCAGGACAAACAGGUGGCCUCUGACCAGUAUCAGUCUCUGAGAAUGAGCGACUUGACCAGCAGGUGCUACUGCAAAAUCAGCUCCUGGAUCAACUGCAGCGAGAAUGAAUCAGGACAAGGGAUUGGGCGACAGGCACUCCCAGGGUUGUCACAGGUGCAGGCGCAGUGCACCUGCAGCGACAGUUCCUUCCUGCAGCACUGGGCCACCGCCCAACAGCACCUGGGCUCUGGGAAGGAGCAGCUGCCUCACAAGAAAGAUGAAGAAAAGGAAGAUUUAGAGACAACAAGGCGGGUUGCUCAGUCAGCCCUGCAGGAGAACUGGAAGCGGCAGUUCUCCACCCCUGAAAUGGCAGAGACCCUGAAAAGGUGGCCACAUCAGGUUUCUCAUGAUGAGGACUUGAAAGUGUUCCUACAGCAGGUGGGUCCAAGGUGCAGAGAGCAGAAGUACGAUUAUGAAAGUCUGCCAACGACGUCCGUGAUCAUCGUGUUUUAUAACGAAGCUUGGUCAACCCUCUUUCGCACCGUUUACAGUGUCCUCGAGACGUCCCCAGACAUCCUGCUGGAGGAGGUCAUCCUGGUGGAUGAUUACAGCGAUAGAGAGCACCUGAAGGAGCGCCUGGAAGCCGAGCUGGCCCACCUGCCCAAGGUGCGCCUCAUCCGUGCCACCAAGAGGGAGGGCCUGGUGCGCGCCCGGUUGCUCGGGGCUUCGGGGGCCAAGGCCGAUGUCCUCACCUUCCUGGACUGCCACUGCGAGUGCCACGAGGGCUGGCUGGAGCCGCUGCUGCAGAGGAUCGGGGAGGAGGAGACGGCGGUGGUGUGCCCCGUGAUCGACAUGAUUGACUGGAACACUUUUGAGUACCUGGGCAACUCCGGAGAGCCUCAGAUCGGUGGCUUUCACUGGUGCCUGGUGUUCACGUGGCACGUGGUCCCUGAGCGGGAGCGGAAGCGGAUGCAGUCCCCCAUCGAUGUCAUCAGGUCCCCGACAAUGGCUGGUGGGCUGUUUGCUGUGAGUAAGAAAUAUUUUCAGUAUCUGGGGUCUUAUGAUACAGGAAUGGAAGUUUGGGGCGGAGAAAACCUCGAAUUCUCCUUUCGGAUCUGGCAGUGCGGUGGGACCCUGGAGACACACCCCUGCUCACACGUCGGCCACGUCUUCCCCAAGCAAGCUCCCUACUCACGCAAAAAGGCUCUGGCCAACAGUGUCCGCGCUGCCGAAGUGUGGCUGGAUGAGUUCAAGGAGCUCUUCUACCACUGCAACCCCCACGCACGCCUGGAGUCCUUUGGAGACGUGACCGAGAGGCAGCAGCUCCGUGAGAAGCUCAAGUGUAAGGACUUCAGGUGGUUCCUGGAGAACGUGUAUCCUGAGCUGCACGUGCCCGAGGACCGGCCCGGCUGCUUCGGGAUGCUCCACAAUAAAGGACUGCAAGGACUUUGCUUUGACUAUAAUCCUCCUGAUGAAAACCAGAUUGUAGGGCACCAGGUUAUUCUGUACACCUAUCACGGCCUGGGCCAGAACCAGUUCUUCGAGUAUACAUCCCGGAAGGAGAUCUGCUACAACACCCACCAGCCCGAGGGGUGCUUGGCGGUGGAGGCGGGCGGGGAGAGCCUGAUCAUGGAGCUCUGCCAGGACCCGGUCCCCGAGAACCACUACUUCCUCCUGCACCCGGAUGGUUCUUUGUUUCACGAACAGUCGAAGAAAUGUGUUCAGGCCGAGAAGGAAUCCAACGACAAGUUUGUCCCACUCUUACGGGACUGCACCCUCUCAAGCCGUCAGCAGUGGUUCUUCCAGGAACAGAUGCUAUGA
Messenger RNA from Sorex fumeus (smoky shrew), 1977 nucleotides. RefSeq names its product polypeptide N-acetylgalactosaminyltransferase 12-like. The transcript has 17 exons. The record is from RefSeq and is a predicted model, not a curated record. Gene Ontology annotation, cellular component: Golgi apparatus. The coding region runs from base 1 to 1977 and encodes 658 amino acids. Lineage: Eukaryota; Metazoa; Chordata; Mammalia; Eulipotyphla; Soricidae.